Messenger RNA from Amphiprion ocellaris (clown anemonefish), 8097 nucleotides. RefSeq names its product zinc finger protein 64 homolog (mouse) (gene zfp64). The transcript has 8 exons. Gene Ontology annotation, biological process: regulation of transcription by RNA polymerase II. The coding region runs from base 148 to 2631 and encodes 827 amino acids. Gene Ontology annotation, cellular component: nucleus. NCBI's taxonomy places the organism in Eukaryota, Metazoa, Chordata, Actinopteri, Pomacentridae. Gene Ontology annotation, molecular function: DNA-binding transcription factor activity, RNA polymerase II-specific; RNA polymerase II transcription regulatory region sequence-specific DNA binding. The record is from RefSeq and is a predicted model, not a curated record.
CUGGCUCGCAGGCUUCACGACAUGACGCCUUCCUUGAUCGGAUGACGCGUGUGGACAGAAAGCCGGUAAACAUUCAAGAAGACAGGCUGCAGGGCUGCACAGAGGCUGCUCCUGAACCGUACACAAACGGCGUCUGUCGCCACUGUUAUGCCUCAUGAGACUUGGUCCCUGCGAGGGGUUCCCCCUCAGGUCAAACCAGCCACCGGCGGACUUGUCAGUUGCCCUUUCUGCCCUCGGACAGCAGAGUACCCCGCUGUGACUGCACACCUUCAGAGUCACCAGAGGUCGAUGGUACAAUAUGAAGGUUAUGACAUUUACAAAUGCCACCAGGCAUGUUUAAAAGAUGGUCACUACCACUGUGACUUGUGUCAGAGGGCAAUUGGGAGGAAGGAGCUGUUUGAGAAACACCUUAGAAAGUGUUCUUCAACGUCGAGGCAACAUCAGACCGGAAAAACUGAUGAAACCAUCAUCAGUGACCCUCUCUCACCAGAAACCGAGAUGCACACAGAAAAUGAUUUGAUCUCUGGCAAAACAGGCUCAAAAAUGGCAACAUACACAGCCGAAGUCGCUACAGGGCAUUCUGUUGUGGUGGAGGUGAGCCCAGACAUCCACAUCUGUGGCUUCUGCAAACAGCAGUACAAUAACUUUGAGGUCUUUCUCGCCCAUAAGCAAAAUGGAUGUUCCUUGCCCACCUCUGAUACACCAGCCACCACUACACCAGCCUCUCUCACAGAUUCCAGCACUGAGUUUGUUUUUGAGGAGACCUACCAGACGUGCGUUAUGAGAGGCGUCAAAAAGAUCCUGACCAAAGCACAUAAAACACCUUCCAAAAAAUUAAAACCUGCCCUGACUUCAAAGAGACACAGCUGCUGUUUCUCAGGUUGCACUUUUAAGACACAAUAUGGCCAAAAAGAUAUGGAGCGGCAUCUCAAAACCCACACUGGUGAGAAGCCGUUUGAGUGCGAGCUGUGCCACAAGCGCUUCAGUCGGCGAGACAAGCUCAACAUGCACAGCCGCUCGCACACAGGCGAGAAGCCGCACAAAUGCAAACACUGUCCCUAUGCAGCUGCAGACAGCAGCAGUUUGAAGAAGCACCUGCGAAUCCACUACGAUGAGCGACCGUUCAAAUGCCAGAUCUGUCCUUACGCCAGCCGAAACUCAAGCCAGCUCACUGUGCAUCUCCGCUCGCACACAGGGGAUGCACCUUUCCAGUGCCAACAGUGUGACGCAAAGUUCAAAAUCAACUCAGACCUGAAGCGGCACAUCCGGAUUCACUCUGGUGAGAAACCUUACAAAUGUGACUUUUGUGAGUACCGCUGCGCCAUGAAAGGCAACCUAAAAUCUCACAUUCAGAUCAAACAUGGCACAGAGAACUCUUUUCACUGCGUGCAUUGCGAUUUCAAGUGUACCAACAAGACUGCUCUGCGGCAACACUCGAGAGAACACCAACCCACUCAGCCCAUUCAGUGUUCAAAGUGCACUUACUCCUGCUCCAGCAAGGGGGCGCUCAAAGUCCACGAGCAGAUCCACUCAGAGGAGCGCCCCUUUAAAUGUGACUUUUGCAACUUUGCCUCCAAGCAGCGCAGCAAUCUCGUCAUUCACAAAAAGAAGUGCCACUCGGACAAACCUGAGAAAGGUGGCGGUGGGAAGGCCGGAACAGGUGCAGGGAAGAGUGGAGGUGGAGAAUCUCCGAAGCCUGUCAGCUCUCGGUAUCGGGCCAAACUAGAUGCAGCUCGAGCCUUCUGCUGCGACUCGUGUGACGCUUCAUUUGUGCGAGAGGACUCCCUACGGAGCCACAAGAAGCAACACAGAGACACUCAGAACGUGUUGCAGCUCCAGCUCUCCACACCAGCAGAUGCAGUCAGCUUGGUUCCUGUUACGAUGCCACAGAGCAACACUCAGCUCGAAGUUCCCAUCCCAUCCAGCUCAAUGGCUCCUUACAGUAACGCACAGCUCAAAAUCAUCGUAUCUCACCCUUUGGGACAGGAGAACCCCUUAAUCCCGGCUGGAAGGGACAGUCAGAGCAAGACCAACAUGGUUUUGCUUAGCCCUGAAAACCAGGACAUGGUGGUCAACUCCAUCAUCCAGCAGGUUAACCUACUGGCACCUAUGCAGCCCCUCGUGUCAUCUCAGACCACAGAAGCCACUCUUGAGCCCCAGACUGUCCUUUUGACGCAGCUCAACCCAGAAGACGCCAGCAACCCUCUCCACCAGGCGCUGCUGCAGACGGCCAUAACCGCUCAGGACUCCAGCAGCAGCAGCAGCAGCAGCAACACGCAGACUUUUAUCACCACCUGCUCUGAACUGGAGGGUCUCAAUGCCUUGAUCCAGGAGGGUGGCACCGAGGUUACAGUGGUGACGGAAGGGAACACCACCCUGCUGACGGCAGCAGCUCCUCCCGACAUGGACCACAUGUCCAAGCCAGCAGAGACAUUGACAGUCGAGGAGAACGCAUUACCCUGCAAGGAAAACGCGUUACUGGUGCCAAACAUCAGCCUGAGCAGCCAGAAUGUGGUCAUCCAUGGCGUCCCGCUGAUCGUGUCCGCUCAGCCACAGCAGAGUGAAAUAGAGCAGCUCUCUCCUCACACACUCUACUCAGAUUCACACACACUAGAACGUAUCCCACAUUAAGUGGAGGGUGUUUAUUCUGUGAAACUAGAAAGACUUGAACCGCAUCAUAAGCUUUUUUUUUUUUUUUUGCUGGUAAGAGCUUGUAGGCCUCAACUUAACCACUGAAAUAACAAUACUGUUGACUGAAACGUAAUAUAGUUUUCAGAUUUUAGAAUAAUUAAUUGUUGUAGUAGCACAAUAGUUCAAUCCAGGAUGUUUUCAUGUUUAACAAUGAAUAACUUCAUUCUGAAAGCUCAUUCUUUUGGACUUCAUUUCAUACACUUUAUUUCUUUGUGCCAUUUUUGGAGGCAUCAAAAAAUAAACCUUAUUUUAAAUAAAGUGAAUGAGUUAUUUUGCUAAAAUAGGGUUUAUUUUCAGGCAACAUCAUAGCAGAAACAUCUGAGCAAAGGAAUAAAGUGUGAAUCAAAUAAACUUUAAAUUGAAUGUAUUUAUGCCAUGCAUUUUUAAUGUUUGUCCAAAAGGUGGCAGCAGAGUGACAAGAGUAAAGAGUGAUGUGAGGUCCAUGGUGCAGUCUAGUACUAUUGAUCUUAAAUAUUCUGUAUGUGUAGCUGCUUUUUCAAGGAAUAUUUCUGAAUCCUCAUUCUGAAUGUAGGACAUAGAUGUCGGUUAUAGAGAACAUUAGGCUACAUAUCAAGGUCUUUAUUUUCUAAAAGGCAAGUUGCUCUCCCAAUAGAUUUUCCAAUAAAGUGCCUGUUUUGCUUGUUGCUGUCUAUUAUUGUGGCCAUUUUUACACUCAGCACUUAGUAUUUGCAGAGAGUGGAAGCUGCACCUGAAUAGGAGGCCUCUGAACUGUUGACCAUUGAUUUCUUUCUCGUCUCUCGCCACUAAUGGCUUCACUGAUGCAGCCUCCUCCGUUUUCAGGCUCAGCAUGGCCACAAACUCUGAUGAAGUUGUUUGAGGAUGAUGAUGAUGAUAUAUUGGUUGCUGGCACUGAAAGUUCACCUAAGAGUUGAUUUGUGUUUCCAACGGGGAGCUGUAAUUGAGGACAGUAUCCCUUUUGUUCUACAUUCAGCGUGUUCUUUGACCUCAUUAAUUAAGGAUACUUUUUCCAUGAUAUUCAUUAAAUUGAAUACGAGUGGCUGUAAAGUGUCACUUUAGUACUUACUUUUUCUGUUAUUUUACAGCAUUUAUUAGAGAAAUACUGUGCUUUUUAUUCCCCUAUAUUCAUCUGACAGCUGUGACUGCGGUUUACGUAAAAGAUCUUAAGAGUAGUUUGAAAUUUGGAGAGGGCUGCACAGUGGCGUAGUGGUUAGCACUUUCGCCUUGCAGCGAGAAGAUCCCUGGUUCGCAUCCCGGCUUUCCCGGGAUCUUUCUGCAUGGAGUUUGCAUGUUCUCCCUGUGCAUGCGUGGGUUUUCUCCGGGUACUCCGGCUUCCUCCCACAGUCCAAAAAUAUGCUGAGGUUAAUUGAUUAUUCUAAAUUGCCCGUAGGUGUGAAUGUGUGAGUGAUUGUUUGUCUGUAUAUGUAGCCCUGCCACAGACUGGCGACCUGUCUAGGGUGUCCCCUGCCUUCACCUGAGUCAGCUGGGAUAGACUCCAGCACCCCCCGCGACCCUAGUGAGGAUUAAGCGGUGUAUAGAUAAUGGAUGGAUGGAUGGAUGAAAUUUGGAGAAAUAUUGUUUUGCAGAUGCAAAAAUUAAUAGCACUGAGCUGCUAGUUUGCUGAGUUUAGCAUAAGAGCUGAAUAUUCUUUGAUUUGAACUCUGAGUACACUGAUGUACAAAGGCCCCAUUUGCAGUGUAGCUAAAUAUAAAAAUAGAAAAUGUAAGGACACAAAAAGGAAUCUGGGGUAACGGUAAUGUAUUGAAAUGCAGAGUUAGUAAAAAAUAUAAACAAUUAUUAGAGCAUUUAAGCUUUAAAACUAAAGCACGAACAAGAACUUUAGACUAUUUGGGGAAACAAAAUAAUAACUUCCUGUAAAAACCAAAAGUUGUUUUUCUUUCUGAGCAAUCAUCCUAAAAUGUGUUGAUCAGAGAGCACUGGAAGCACUGGUAGAUACAUUUUGUUCCCUCUAUACAAGUCCAGGCAAGUCCUUUUUUCAGCUAAAUGUCUGCUGCGUAUAGUUUUAUAGUAAGAUAUCCUUAAGGUACAGAUCUAAGCGCUUCUUCCACCACUAAAUUAAAUGAAGAAUGUGUCUUUUAUGUUUUUUUAAACCAUUUUCAAGAACAUAAAGCCACAUUACAGUGUAAAUUGAACUCCCUCUGCAUUGUGACUGGGAUAAAUUACACUCUUGCACUAUCUGUACCUGCACUCAAGCUCACUUUUAGAUUAUAAGAAGACCAGUGAUCAGUAGAGUCAGUGGGGACCCUUUUGAACAAAGUGCGUCACCUCAACUUCAAGUGGAAGUGCAAAAAACAGAAAAGAACCUCCUGAAAUUCCAUUAUGCAUGAAGAUGAGUGUUAUGUGUGAAAAGCAAGUAGUGCUCUCGGGUGUAUCUCUUUGAUCUAUUAUCUAACAGACUUCCAGGCCAUAAUCUUGAGCACCCUUGAGGAGGAGAGCCCAUCCCCCCUGGCCCUCCACCCCUCCUGCUCUACAUGUGACAUCAUGGCUGGGUUAAGUGUUUUUUUUUCUAUAGGCUACAACAUCUUUAGACUGUUUGGGUGGGAAACUUUGAACUGCUGUGUAGUGAAACACUAAAAUGUAUUAGUUUAUUGUGUGUGUGUGUAUGGUGGCAUUUAAGGUGAAAAAUGAAUGAAUAAUACGAUACACCACACUUGAUUUUAAACAGCUUUUCAAUUUAAACAAAUCUAUCAGCAGCUAAUCCUAGCAUUCUGUUUUGGUUUAAAGUUUGAAAACAGUAGCAGGAGUUGCAAACGAACCUCUUGAUACUGUAUGGCACUUCUAAGUUCCUUCCUUCCUGUGUUUGAGAUGUCGGCCUUUGAAUGGGGUCAUAAAUGUCUCCCCAAAAAAGCAAUUUCCACUCACAGCUGCUUAAAGAAAUCGUAAGUUGUGAUGCAUUCCUUCUGGACAGAAACAGAUCCAGAAAGGACCAGGUGAUAGAAGGACAACAGCCAGAGGCAGAUCACAUGUGAGCUUUAGGAAUGGCAGAAAAUAGGGCUGGUGCUUUUAAAUAGUGUGAAAAUGUCACAUGGCUGUAAAAUAAACCUAAAUGAAUUUAGUAUGUUAAUUUCUUUCAUCAGAGGUGGUUAUAAAUCAGUCACUGAGAGCAAACAAUGUGUUCACGCUACACUCCUCCAGGUACAAUCUGUCACUUGGUCCAACAAUACAUUGGUGACCUUUGCUUUGUUUGCACACAAUUUGCUGUCCCGUCAGUAAAUGGCAUUGAAUUCCUUAAUGAAAUUAACUGAUUGGUAAAGUAUUGAUAUGCAUUUGUUUUUCCGAUGCAGGCAUCUUUUUUUUUCUUCUUCCCUGUGACACUAUUGACAUCUUAAGUGAGUUUUGAUUUCUCAGUACACUGGAGGCUUUUAUCUUGUCUCUGUUCAAUUCUUUUUGUCUGUGUGAUAGAAAUUCAAGAUGAUAGAGGUAUUUGAUCGGCCGUUUUCAGCCAAGUAACAAAAAGACACCUUAAUUUGCCUUGCUGAAUGCAAUGUGAUUAUUUGCUGAGACAUUAUUAAGCUAUUGUAGUGUCUAAGAGUGGAAUCAAUAGACUUUUGGGCAAACUAAAAUUACUUUGCCUGUGCGGGCGGUUUUAUGUUUCAUAUUACAUUUUUUUAAAUGAAAUCAUGCACAAUUUGAAGGCGUUCACAUCUUAGUAAUGAGUUUUUCCACACUUUCUGAGAGCUCUGUCACUAUUCUGUGGUUUUCUUUUGGUAUUUGAGUGUUUAGGGUGUUGUUUUUGCCUCUUUUUUUGUCUAUCUUGGGUUGUCAGGAAGCAUUACUCUGACAGCUGUUUUGUUGUUGUUUCUUUAAGAUUGAAAGCAGAGUUUAAGACCAGUCCUCAGGGGGCAGGAAAGUAAGUAUAAUUUUGAGCCACCAGGCAUGGCUGGAGUGAGAGAACUAAAGCCCAUAAAAGUCCUUUAGUGGACAAAAGAAUGCUACAGUAUCUUCUGUUCUUCAGCACAGAGCCACUGGCUUUUAUAAUAAUGUCCUUUAUUCCUUUAUGACAAUGUGGGUUUCACCAUUUAGCGGUGGAGCACUGAUUGUGAUCUUGUGAAUGCAAAUAACUAGCUAUCAGCUUUUGUGAUUCAGCAACAAAGACAUUUAGCCAUUGUUUUCCCGCUCUUGUUUCUGUGCCACUAACCCUAAACAAAUGAGUGUUUGCAUGGUUUUGGCCGUGCGCAUGGUGCCAUGCAUUGAAGGGGGCAACAAUCCCUCAAUUGUUUCCUUUUAUUACAUAUUUAGUGGGAUGCAAGUUAUGUUGGGAACACCAGCUAAGUGUCGGGCCAUCAGGUUUGGCUCUGCACAGAUACGGGAUUUGUUUUUUUAUGCUCGGUUUUGUCACAACCUCUGAUCAUUCUCAUACGUCAGCAUGUUGCUUUGUGUUUUCUCGUUCCGCAUUCUCAGAGUUUGCAGAGCAGGACAGUCAGUUUUUGUAUAGUUCGACAUUUGUUUUCAUCAGCCUGCUAUUACAGAGGGAUUGUUCUUAGGCAUUUCAUAGUUGCUGGAAUUGUAAAUCUAUUUAUGAAUGCAAUGCAUACGAGCAGUUCUUUUUUAAAAAUUAUUUGGACAUUUAGAAAGACUAGUACUUGUUGUAGAUGCCUAGUAGGAUUCACAAUUUACACGCCAGUUCUUAAAAACAAUACUUAUGUAUUGUUUUUAGUGUGAAUAUCGUCCCAGUUGAAACAGCUGCCUGGUCAAACAAACCUAUUUACAAUUUUAGAAAUUCCACUGCUUUCAACAGAUGGCUAUGAGCAAGCAAAAUAUGUUCUUUGUUCACACAUGCCUUAUCCUAAAAAAACAAACAUGAUGGAAAUCUGAUCUUUACACAUACAAGCCAUUGUUGUGUGCGUGUGUGUGUGUGUGUGUGUGCACAUACAUGUGUAUGUGCUUCAGUCUUUGUUUACCUUCCUUGCUUUCAGAGUGCUUAAUGCACACAGAUUCAGCUGCCACAUUAAUUCUUAUACAAAAGGGGAAAAAUAAAGCACUUGUUGGAUAAGAGGCAGUUAAAAAGGGAUAGUUUGUAAAUAGUAGCCUACUCAACGUUAAAGUCUUUAAUUUAUAUUUAAAUGAAAUUUCACUUAAUGCACUUUGAGAUUUUUUUCUCAAGCAACCACUCAAGACUAUUUUAAUUUCCUAAGUUCUGUUUUUGCUUCAUUUAUAGUUUCUUAACUGUGUCUGUCCUUUUCAUCACUGCUGAGGAUUCACAACACUGAUGGAGUCAAUCAGUGGCAGACCCAGGAAAUGUUCUUGUUUUCAUUUUGAUAUGCUGCGGUGUUUCUCGGGAAUGGAGAGGUGAAGAGACGGAAGAUAAGAUUUAAGUUGUGCUUUUCACUAUUAGCAUUUCUAAUGUGGUUACAAAAGCAGUGAUUUCUGUUUUUUAAUGUAAAGAUAAUUAAAAUGUUGCCUGCA